ACAGCAAAAGAUUAUUCACACGUAUUCAGACAAUUAUGUUACUUAUUUAGGCGAUUUUCAGUGUAAGAUUUUUAACUCGAACGCGUUUGAUAAAGGCAUUACUACGCGCGCGGCACGUAAGAUUUUGCGCGCGUGAGGUUGGCAACGGGUGGUCCGGCUGGAGCCUGUCAAAGCGGUCUCUUUUCGUUCCGACUGUCACUGAAGCACCAGUGGAAACAUUGUGAGUUUGCCAUGCACGCCGUCCGUGGCAAGUGUGGCUUUGUGAAGAAGUCGAAGGCGGAAAGAUGUGGGAAGGUUUCUCGCGUCCAAUUCCUGCGGCAUUCCGCGAGUCGUCAUGAGGUUGUGGCGAAACAACCGGAUCACGAUCUCAGGAAAGGUCGCCGCAUUGUCGAUCUGAAAACUUUGGCCACAAACAUGUGGUGUGACAAUUGCAAUGACUCUCUGAGUCUUCGCCAUCUGCAGAGCGAGGAGUCUCGUGGGCUUGCAUCCAUUUUCACUGUGCGAUGUCAUCGCUGCUUGGCACUUGCCCAAGUGAUUUCUGACAAGCCUACACGAUCUCCUAAGUCUGGUCGACUUGUAUUCUCCGUCAACUGCAAAGCUGCUUUUGGUGAGUUUCAAUUACCUUGUUGGGUUCAGUUGCAUUUCCGUUCUAGUCCCACGUGUUUUCGGUGCGGGAUGUCUGUCCACAUGGGCAACAUAACCUGUGCUGUCAUAGUUUCAUUCAUCCAUUCCUGCAUGCAUGGUUUGCUUCUUGUCUUCUCCAUCAGUAACAAGUGUGCAUUUCCUGUUACAGCCUGCAUUGACACUGGUGUGGCCCACGACCAGCUGAACAAGUUUUUGUCAGCUGUCAAUGUACCUCCUAUUCCGAGAAAUACCAUGAAAGUGGCCGAAGGAAUAGUUUCACCUGCUAUCAUUCAGACUGCUCAUAAUUCUUGCCAGGAGGCCAUAGAGGAAGAAAGGGAAUUGACUCUGAAAGCUUCAAGAAGUGAAGGCGAGCUUUCUGCUCUUCCUGAAGAACGGGCUGUUGACAAUCCAGCAUUGAACACUUCCAAUGCCUCAGACUCUCCAACUGAGCAGAUUUCUGAAGAAUGGGCUGUUGACGAUCCAGCAUUCAACUCUUCUAUUGCCUCAGACUGUCCAACUGAGGAAAUUUCUGAAGAAUGGGUUGUUGACGAUCCAUUUAACUCUUCCCAUGCCUCAGACUGUCGAACUGAACAGGCUGAAGUGAAUCAAGAUAAGCCGGAUGAUGUAGUGCCAAUUACUUGUAAAUACGAUUUUGGCUGGAACAAGAGGGGUAAUGGCCAUGCCUACGAUAGUCACAGCGGCCACGGGUCUGCUAUUGGAAACUACACUAACAAAGUGGUUGCUUACGAUGCAAUGAGCAAGUAUUGUGCCUUAUGUGCUCGUGGCCACUCUGCACAGGACCAUGAAUGCGCUAUAAAUUAUGGUGGCUCAUCGAAAGGAAUGGAGCCUUUCACAGCAGUGAAAAUACUCCUGAAGAACGAGCAAUUUAGCCAAGGGAGAGUUCGGCUAGGAACCCUAGUUGGAGAUGCCGAUUCAUCGACCAUGGCUGCACUGAGUAGAGAGAGCGCCUUCCCCAUUAGAAAGUUUUUAGACUUGAAUCAUGGUCUCAAGGCAUUUUCCAGGGCACUAUGGGUUCUGAAGAAAAGUACUUUCAAGUGGCUCACUGCUGAAGCUAUCAAGAAUUUGACAAGCCGUUGUCUGGGUUAUGCCUUGGCUCAGAAUAGAGGGGAUGUUGAAGCUACAAGGAGGGCUAUCAUGAACAUUCCAGAGCAUGUGUAUGGUAACCACACUUCCUGUGGCGACUGGUGCAAGGCGAAGGAUAACCCUAAUUAUGUCUUCAAAGAUUUUCCCUCAAAGCAGCCUCUAAGGGACCCAGCAUUCAAGGCAACUCUUAUCAAGAUGCUACAAGAUAUGGCAGACAAUGCAGAGCAACUUGCUCCUGGUGGAUCCAUUCAGCAAAACGAGUCAUUCAACCACAUGGUUGCUACAAGAGCACCUAAGUCUCGUCACUAUUGUGGCACCAACUCCAACUAUUUACGAGUAUCUGCCACAGUUUCCUACAAGAAUUUGGGAGCCGAGCACAGUGAGGCAGUUUUCAAAUCCGCCAACUUGUCCCCCACCGUCAAUGCCUUCAGGGUAUCUGUGCAGAGACGUAGGGAGUGGAAGGCUCGUUACCAAAGCAGGCUUGACGUCAAGAGUAGACGACUCCAUCUCAAGACCAAAAACCUCUGGGCAGAAGCAGAUGCUGCACGUAAAGAUGGACCAAGUUAUGAGAGUGGCAUGAGUGGUGUCAUGGAACGUGCAGUUGCUAGUUCUGAUUGCUCAAGUGACUGGCUUCCUCCUCCCUGUGACAUUUCUCCUGAUUGUGCUGUAGUGUAUGUGGACAUUGAGACAACUGGAUUUCUUGCAACGGACCAGAUUGUUCAGGUAGCUGCAAAGUGUGGUGACAGACAGUUCUCAGUAUUCAUGAUGCCAACGGUUUCAUUUCAUGCGAUAGCUUCUGCCAAAACUGGCUUCAAGGUCUUCCGUGGAGAACUCAUGUAUAGAGAAGAAGUGCUCACCACUACUCCUCCUCUCAAUGCUGCAGAACAAUUCAUUACAUUCCUUGCAGAGUGUGGUCCGCAAGUUUUGCUGGUAGGGCAUAACAUCAUUCGCUUUGACGCUCCACGAAUUGUUCAGUGGUUAGAAGAUUUGUCCUGUCUCAAAGACUUCUGUGAAGUGGUUUGUGGCUUUACUGACACUAAGCCUCUCAUCAAGCAGGGUAAGGUGGGUGGUCAAGAGGAGCUCGCUAAGACCUAUCUUGUUGGACCAGAGUGGGAAGUGCACCGUCAAGGAGCUCAUAAUGCUUCUUCAGACGUUAUCCUACUUGAAGGCUUAGUGCGCCACUUUAAAGUAGGUGUGAACACCCUGAAAACCUCUGCAGUGUCUUCAAGAGAAUUUUUCAUGAACAGAGCCAUGCUGAAGAGGAGGAGAUUUUUGCUACCGCAGCUGGCAGAGCUCAAAGGCAAAGUCUCUGACCUCAUGAUUGGGCGAAUGGCAGCUCAUGGUGUAACCAUUUCAGACUUGCAGCGUGAGUUCGACAAGAAUGGUGUGCCUGGGCUCACCAUCUUCCUUGGCAUGCACAUCAACGGUAAACCUCGUGUCACAGCUAGCAAGAAGAUAGUGAACGCCAUUGCUGAGCACAUCAGUGGCAAAGAGAAUCUGCCUCCAUUGUGAGUGGCAGUGUCUUUUAUUUAUUAUAUGAAGUUGUUGUUCGACGCCAAGUACAUUAGUGGUACGGAGAAUUUGUUUGAAUUGUGACUUGCAGUGUUGUGCACUAUGUAUUGUGAAGUGUAAAUAUUGUUUAUAGUUUUGUCAGUUGUGUCAAUAAUUGUGAUAUUUGUAAUGGAGCCAUGAAGUUUUCCAUUAAAAGGAAUGAUGAUCUCAAGUGUUUGCUGUUCCUUUCCUCUCUUUCCUUGGCCCUUACAAGUCUAAAGCCUCACUUACACUGAAAUCACCAAAACUCUUUACCCAAAACCUAGUGGCUGACUUAGUAAGGCAUAGGAGAAGUAACAAAUUCCAUAAUUCAAGGUAAUACAAUGAGGGCCAGAGUCACUAGUCCAAUACACAAGUAGAAAAUUAAAAAAAAAUAAUUAUUCAGUAAUCUGUUUUUUUUAUUUGAUUCAAUACUUUAUUUUUCGAAAUGACAGAUCAAAAGAAUGUGUAGCUAUCCAAAAAUGUCUGCAGCAGGCAACGUUCAACCUGACAGGCCUGCCAGCGGAGGGCCCCGCCCGACCCGACGGUGGCGGUCUCUCCCGAGCGUUUGAAUCUCGGCGACUUUCCCGGCCCCGCAAGUUUCCCCGCACGCCGCUGGCGGAGGGGGCGCCAAGCGGCCGGAAGGGCAGCCGACGGCCGAAUUUCAGGCGGUUUUUUGCUUAGAUAUUUAUUAUUUGGUCAGGAACUGCCUUGUUUUUCGCAAUAUUAUGAAACUUUGUUACUUUUCCUAGCCGUAGAUAAGUUUUUCUCGAAGCUGUUAAUACUCUAUGUACCUUUAUUUUCAAAUUUACGGGUCUGGUCGGGAGGUCUCCCAUAAGAGCCCAUGUUAAAAAGUCAAACUUUAAGUUAACUUUACUCAAAAUUGAGCCCAGGAAGAUAUAUUUUGAAGAGUGCCAUCGUAUUCAGCGCGCUUUUUUCUAUUGAUAUGAUUUAAAAUUAGGACUUUUUCAA
Molecule: messenger RNA, 4230 nt
Organism: Thrips palmi
Lineage: Eukaryota; Metazoa; Arthropoda; Insecta; Thysanoptera; Thripidae
Exons: 5
Coding region: 232-3240 (1002 amino acids)
Molecular function (GO): nucleic acid binding
Source: RefSeq, a predicted model, not a curated record